GCACCGCGGUCCCGCUCAACAAGUUCCCCCGCCGCCGCCGCGGGCACCUGCCGGAGCGGCCCCCCCCCCCCCCCGAGCCCCGUCUCCGCAACGCAGCGCCGGGCUCCGAUGAGGGCAGCGGGCGAGAGCGCGGCGGCGGCGGCUGCCUCUAGCGAGCGCUCCGGCGGCCGCAGCUGAGCGGUACCGAGAGCCGCUCGGGGCGGGCGGAGCGCGGCCAGCCGGGGGCAGCCUGCGGCCCCAGCCGCGCUGCUUCUCGCCGCCAGCCCGCCCCGGCGUCCGGAGGGAGAUGCGGCGCCCAGCGAGCGCCCAGACCCGCGCCCGGCAGUGAGGAGCACGAGGCAUCAUGGUGAGUAAGGAGCCCAGCAAAUGCUUACUCACCACCUCGGAAAGCGAAGUUGAGCCUGCAGCUUCGCUCGCUUUGGAGAUGAAAUAUGCACUGGAUCCCAACCGGCAGAUAAAGAAACGCAACAAAGCCCUGCAGGUGAGAUUUAAGGAUAUCUGCGAGGCCCAGAACGAGCAGCGGGACAAGCAGCUCUCCACCACCCAGGAUACAGACAAAAGAGAAGCCAAGCCCGUUUCCUACAAGACGGCGUAUCGCAAAUACAUGACGGUGCCGGCCCGGAGGUCCAUCCCCAACGUCACCAAGAGCACAGGAGUUCAGACAUCCCCCGAUCUCAAGAAGUGUUACCAGACCUUUCCUCUGGACCGGAAAAAAGGGAAUAUCAUUAAAAGCGCCUCGGCCGUUGACACCUUUAAGAGUGAAAACAACGGCUUCCUGAUAGACAUUAAGGAGAAGGACAGCAGGAGCUCGGAGGACGGCAGUCAGUGGGGCAAGAAGGCCGGCAGCCUGCAGACGGCCGAGUUCAUCUCCCACGUGGGUGAGCGGGCAAGCACGGGGCCUGGCGCAGCCUGGACCUGGCAGGGCGCUGAGCUGCACGGCUGCAGCCUCCUCAACGCGGCCGAGCCCGGCAAGGGCAAGCCGGGAGCCGAGGAGUCGGGCCAGCCCCUCCACGGGAGGGUGUUUAAGACAGAAGUGGCCACCGUCUACCUACCGGCCGGCGGCCCGGACGCCUCGCAGCCCGAGCCCGACUGGUCGCUGUGCCCGGCGGGCGAGGAGGACAAAAAGAGGACCGUGCAUGUGAAUGGCGUGCAGGGCCAGGCGGGAGAUGCGGCCGCCUGCCCGCCGCAGGCGCAGUGCCGGGCCAGCGAAUGUAGCGAGCGGGGCCUGCAGGUGAACGCGGCGCCCAUGGAGGCUGCGCAGCCCUGCCAGGCUGCCGUCGCCCUGAGCGAGGAAUGCCAACAAAUCGUGCCUCACACGGAAGUUGUGGACUUGAAAGCGCAGCUUCAGAUGAUGGAAAAUUUGAUCAGCUCGAGUCAGGAAACCAUCAAAGUGUUGUUGGGUGUCAUACAGGAGCUAGAGAAAGGAGAAGCUCACAGAGAAGGGCUUUCAUAUCGGACCGGUCAAGACACGGCCAACUGCGACACGUGCAGGAACAGCGCGUGUAUCAUCUACAGUGUGGAAUUGGAUUUCAAGCAGCAAGAAGAUAAACUACAGCCAGUUUUGAGAAAACUUCAUCCUAUUGAGGAAACUCAGGUUGCACCUUUGCCUUAUUCUCAGGAGAGCUACUCCUCAACUCCCAAGCAAAAAUCCAAAACUGAAUCAAAAAAGCAUGGAAGAUGGAAACUCUGGUUCCUUUAACCAAGUCCAUUAGCUGUGGAGUUCAAGGCCUUCUCUGAAAUAUACUUGGAGUUCUGUCAAUCAUCUCCACGGGAUCUCGGUGCGUUGCUCCGUGCCGCCGGCCCGUGCUGCUCUGACUACUGGCAGCGUUCAGUUCUCACCAUACGUACCAAAAAGGCCUUUGUACCUACAAACUCGUGUUCAGAAGCAAGGGGUGAUGUGGCACCUCGUCAGCUUUUAUUUGCGGUUCACCAAUGUGGGAUGUAAAACCUGAAUUGGAAUUUAUACAAAGAUGGAAAGGAAAACUUAUUCCCUCCCCCUCCCUUAGAUCUGAGAGCAUCGCAUUCUGACCUGUUAAAUCGUAGGCUGUCAUCCUGUACACAGCUAAAUAUCACUCUUGUGUUAAAGCCUUUUGGGGGUUUGGUUUAUCGUCUUUAAAUAACGAGGGGGGAAAAAAGAAAAAGCAAGCAAGCCUUAUGUAUGCAGUGAUCUUCAGUUUUACAAAUCCAUGUUGAUUGGGGAGUGCAGUUUUCAGCACAUCUAUCCUGGACAAAGCACAAUUUUUCAUGUGGUCCAAGACCAUGAAUACUCUCUGAGAUGUGACUAUAUGUGUAUUUGCCUUCAUGUGUUGUAGACUUCAGCCAAGCUCUCACGUUUUGACAAUGCACCAUCAGUUCUAGUUUAGCUGUGUCCCCACCACCAGGCAAACAAGGCUGCUGCCCAUCACCAGCAGGUGGGCAGUGAGAAAUGUCCCAGGUCAGGACAGGCCUUAACCACAGCAAGCUGACAGGGUCAAGGCUACAGAACAAUAAGCCGUCCUAAAUCUCACUUUUAAUCUCUUGCUGCCCCAAAGCUCUAAACGACACAUUCUGGCACAGAAAAAAAAGACAACAAUCUGAAAAACACAAAAUGAACAAUAAAAAGUUGUACGGCUUGCUGGCACUUGCCAUGAUUUAGUAUCCUUUUCUAAGGCAGACUUUGGAAAACCUCUACAUUACUGCAGAAGGCACCAUAAAUUUUAUAGCACUCAUUAUGCUGUGAAACCUGUCAGGAAGGAGGCAGCAAUUUUAGAAGCUGUUUAUUUACCAAGCUUCUCAGAUGGGUUUCUCAGCCAACACGUUACAAUUUAUACCCAUAUCUAUUAAUUGUACUAACUGACCAGCACUCUCCUAGGGAGGAAAUGUUUAUUUUUCCUUUUUAUUUCUUCUUUUUACGUUGCUCUGAAUUAUAAACUGAAAAUGUUUCCUUCAUGUACUUGUUGCUGUCAUUAAGCUCAUAUCUAGAACGACCACAUCUCACACUGGAAGCGGAUAGGGACAGGGAAUGCUGCUGUGUUGGGUCUCUUUUAAGAAGUCAUAGAAUCAUAGAAUCACCAAGGUUGGAAAAGACCUAAAAGCUCAUCCAGUCCAACCGUUCACCUAUUACCAACAGCUCCCACUAAACCAUGUCCCUCAACGCAACAUCCAGCCUUUCCUUGAACACCCCCAGGCUUGGUGACUCCACCACCUCCCUGUGCAUCCAUUGCAGUGCCUGACCACCCUUUCUGAAAAGUAAUACUUCCUCAUGUCCAGCCUGAAUCUCCCCUGCCGUAGCUUGAAACCAUUCCCCCUGGUCCUAUCACUAAUGACACGAGAGAAGAGGCCGACCCCCAGCUCACUACAACCUCCCUUCAGGAAGUUAUAGAGAGCAAUGAGGUCUCCCCUGAGCCUCCUCUUCUCCAGGCUGAACAUUCCCAGCUCCUUCAGCCUCUCCUCAUCAGCCCUGUGUUCCAGACCCCUCACCAUUUCGUUGCCCUCCUUUGAACACGUUCCAGGGCCUCAAUAUCUUUUCUUGCAGUGAGGGGCCCAAAACUGGACACAGUACUCGAGGUGCGGCCUCACCAGUGCUGAAUAUAGGGGAACAAGUCAUACAGAGUUACGUGGCAGCCUGCUUUACUAAGAUCUGCUUGAGAUUUCACACCCUGCAGCAUCACUGAGACAGGAAUUUUUUAGUCUAUAGAUGGUAGAAACACCAUGAGUAGCAGAUGAGUUUGCACAUACUACCAACUUGAAAUGUUUUCUCUGAGCUCAACAUCCAACCCGUAACUACAAGAAAAUCUGAGGAGAAACACAUGCCUGUUUGCUAUGGGGAAAAGGUAAGAACAAAGUUAGAAUGGGAACAGACAUGCAGAAGAUGCUAAUGUCCACCUCAAAAUGAAUUUCAGCGUGCUUUACUGAAAAGGUCACUUUGUAGGAAACCUCAAGAGGGCUACGAGUUCUUGUACAUACAUAAACAAUAUCCUGAAAUGCUCUGAAAGGCAAAGGAUCAAAUGAGGUGACCGGACCCUGCGUACCAGGAAGGAAGUGCAAUUGUUUCACGAGGAAGAAGUGUGUUUUGUGUAUUUUAUACCGUUUUUAAUUAAAGAUACCAAACUGUCUACGAGGCAGCUCGCCUCACAUGCUCUAGAAACCCACCCAGUUACUCCCAAACGAGAAAAUCUAUUUUUUUUUUCCCCCUAAAACGAAAUAUCAAACGUGGCUAUAACAAAAAGAUACAACAAUAUUCAGCAUUUCAAACUAAUGGCAAUCACUUACAGAUUUCUAUAUGCUACCGCGCCAUUUAAUUAAAGAAAUUAAAUCAAGCAUCUCUCAGCGGCAACCAAUUACAAACCGUUAGCGUCACCUCAUCAGCAGCUUUCCCCAUCACCCUGUUCUCCAUGUCCUCACGUGCAGGGACUGACACAAAGCUCAGCUGCGGUUCUGCCUCGCUCAGAGCCCAGGGUUCUGCAUGUCACACCACGGAGGAAAUCUCACCGGUGGAACACGUGAGAGCUCCACAGGAAGGUUCUCUCGGCGUGUCCUGGACACGGUCAGCCUAUUUUCUUACAGAGUUGCAGAUUUUUAAUUUUUUACAUUUUUUUAAAAAAGGAAAAAGCCGACAUACAUCCGGUCUUUGCUUCGACUUCCAUACGGCGUCCUAUGGUACCAUACCAUGUAAUUUGUAAUAAAAUGUUUUUGCAAGUGUGUAAAAAGUAUCAUAUUGUAUUGCCUUUAGAACCGCUCAGGCUCAGCCUGGGUACCCAGAGAGAACCCUCAUUCUUCAGAGCUUUUGGUCAAUGUGACACGAUGCUCUUUUCACCCUCGUGCAGAACACCUGAAACUCAGCUAUGAGGCGAUAGCAGAGAGAAAUAGAUCCUCACUUUCAGCGUGGCACAUGACACAGUUUUGCCAUAUUCACCACACACUGAUUUGCUACAUGCACUUCUCUCAUAUCACGCCGAAGCUAAUUUUCAGUCAAUAAAUACUGCAGUGACUUUAUAUUGCUGUUUUCCAAGUCCGUAUCAUUUCCACUAAGCAGCAGUUCUUUGUUUUAUAACUACUAGGAAACACUAUUCAUGUACGUAUCACUUGUUUUCUUAAAGGAGGAUUAAAAAAAAAUCACUGUAAAAAUAGUUUAACGAUCAGGAUAAACUGAGGAAGAAUUGAUGAUUAAAACUGAAAAAUCCUACCAUCAGUACAAAGUGUUUGCUUUUUCUUGUUUCAGGUGCAAAACCGUCCGUGCUGGUCAUUUCACUCAGCGUGUUAAUGGUUCAUCAGGUAUUUAAAAUGGGGACAGAUUUGUUUCUCGGGAACACUUCCAACCCCAAGCCACCGAC
Lagopus muta (rock ptarmigan) is the source of this 5312-nucleotide messenger RNA. RefSeq names its product inhibitory synaptic factor 2A (gene INSYN2A). The record is from RefSeq and is a predicted model, not a curated record. Gene Ontology annotation, cellular component: postsynaptic density. The coding region runs from base 344 to 1699 and encodes 451 amino acids. NCBI's taxonomy places the organism in Eukaryota, Metazoa, Chordata, Aves, Galliformes, Phasianidae. The transcript is spliced from 4 exons. Gene Ontology annotation, biological process: inhibitory postsynaptic potential.